This is a messenger RNA of Hemicordylus capensis (graceful crag lizard), 4112 nucleotides long. It is a transcript of the gene PPHLN1, whose product is annotated as periphilin 1. The record is from RefSeq and is a predicted model, not a curated record. NCBI's taxonomy places the organism in Eukaryota, Metazoa, Chordata, Lepidosauria, Squamata, Cordylidae. Gene Ontology annotation, cellular component: nucleoplasm. Gene Ontology annotation, biological process: negative regulation of gene expression, epigenetic; protein localization to heterochromatin; negative regulation of DNA-templated transcription. Bases 684 to 1889 code for a protein of 401 amino acids. The transcript has 16 exons.
ACGGCACAUAUUCCCAGGUCAUCUCUUUUCAGAUGCCACAUUUAUUGGUGCCAAAUAACAAGGACCAUUCUCCAAUCUCGCUAAUUCGGAUUAGAAUUCCUACUUCACCUAUAACAUAAUUAUUGAAGCCCCUGUCAAUCCGAAGUGACGAAGAAUACACACCCUGUUCCAUUCCUGCAGUGAAUGAGAAUUGAGCUGCAAUCCUAUUACAGAAAUAUGGUGAAUAUGUCCAAAGAUUUCACAAGGGAGGAAGGACUAGGGAGGAAGAUCAGUCAUCACAGCAACACCAUUUUUGGCAGCAAACCUGUGGCAUACGGAUAUUUCUCAUUUCCUGGGGAGAGAGGCAGAUUUCAGAAGCCCUGGUCGAAAUUCUUCUCAGGAGUUCCUAAGGUUCUCUCAGCAGCUUUUGAUACUAUUAACCACAGUAUCCUUCUGGACCACCUGUCUGGGAGCACUCUAACACAAUCAUCCCAAGUCCUACCUGACAGAACAGGUUGGCUGGAGCAUCACCUGUGUAACUUAUAUUUGAAUAUGAAAGACACACACUACCUGGGCACUGGCUGAACAGUAUGUUGCAGAGAUCUACUGCCAAAAAAGAGCAAAAUGCUCCGGUGGAAACAGAGAUAAGGCUUCAAAGAGAGCUAGUUGAUUGAGAGUUAAAACAUUGCUGAAACAGACACAAAAUGUCAUAUAGAAGAGAUGAAAUGUGGUCUGAUGAACGAUACGAAUAUGAAAGACUUCCACGAGAACGGCUUCCUCCACGGGUACGUCCUGAUGGUAUGCUGUAUUCAUUUGGCAGCGUUAAACUUCAGGAGCCAGAAAGCUUUCAACAUUUUGAACAUGCUGGAUGUUGGAUAAGAAUGAACAGGGAUGACUACGCUCGAGUAGUCAGCUUUGCACCCAAGAAGCCAAUUCUAGAGAGACCCAGUGAAGGAAGCUACAGUAGAUACGAGUAUAGUCAUGCUCAUGUUGGCUAUAGAGACUACGAUGAAGGUCGCAGCUUUGCCCACGAAAGAAGAAGUGCCCCACCACAUAGAAGUGAUGAUCCAGGAUAUAGAUGGCCAAGGGAUGAACAUCCUGCUAGUCGUCAGCCUGAUUAUAGGGACAUCAGAGAUGGCAUGCGCCGGAAAAACAUGUAUCCCCACUACCCAAGAGAGCGAUCCCCACAUAAGAAGGAUUCUCCUUACUUCAGGGAAUCGCCUGUCAACCGAAGGGAUUCUCCUCACAGCAGAUCUGGCUCCAGCGUCAGCAGCAGGAGUUAUUCGCCUGACAGAAGCAAAGCCUAUGCCUUCCACCAGCCCCAGCAUAGCAGAAGUAUAUCAUCUUUACAUAAAAGAAAUAUUUCUCAACCAGGUAAAGAAAGAUCUUCAUCUCAGUCAUUGAAAACAUCAAGAGAAGUAUCGCCCUCAGGAACCACAGCAGUACCACCUUCAAAGGCUUUGGACAAAAGCAGCAGAUUAUCGGAAAAGGAACUUGUAGAGGCUGCAAGCAGGUGGGCAGCUGAGAAAGGAGAGAAAGCAGAUGCAAGCAGUGUACCUGAAAUUUCAGAGUAUGAUGCUGGAUCUGCAGAACAGUUAUAUGCUGAGCACCAUGAAGAAACGGGUGCCAACGUAACGGACAAUAACGAAUUGUAUGAAGACAGUCAGCGUGUUAGUCGCUCAAAGGCAAUUGCUGCAAAGACAAAGGAGAUUGAACAAGUCUAUAGACAAGAUUGUGAAACCUUUGGUGCUGUAGUGAAGAUGCUGAUUGAAAAAGAUCCUUCGCUGGAAAAACCCAUCCAGUUUUCCUUGAGACAAAACCUGCAUGAGAUUGGUGAGAGAUGUAUUGAGGAACUUAAACACUUCAUUGCAGAAUAUGAUAGUGCCAGUCAAGAAUUUGGAGACUCCUAAAAUCAAGUCUGGAUUAUUAAUAUGUAAAUACUGCUUAUUUAAAUGUAAUGAAAACUAGUGAUUUUCCACCAACAUCUAUAUUGCAGAAUUUUCUCCUUUCAGAUAAACAUUUGGAACUUGUUUAUGAUAUGGCAGUUCCUCUGCCAGGGUGACCAUUUUAGCUAUUCAUUUAAUUAAAGGCAAAAUUGUAUUUUGAAGCACUGUUAUGGUCAUCUUUGUGUUUCAGUACAUUCCAUUUGACUUUAGAGUGGAAAAAAGACAGUGACUGGAUCCAGACUCACAUGAGUGGGAACAAUUUAAGCACAAUUGAAUAUGCCUAAUUACAGAAACAUGCCACAAUCUGCAUAUAGACCUGGCAGUCCAUAUUUAGUUUAGUAGUGUUAAUGCUUAUUGCAGAAAUGGAUAUGCAAUAGUCACUGUGCAAAUGUAUGUAUUUAUAUGUAUGUUUACAUGUGUGUAGUCUUUAUUUGAAGUUGCAUUGCAACUUUGAGUAAACCAUUGUUGAAACAUUGUAAUGGUUUAACCUUGUUUUAUUUUAGUGGUAGUGCUUUUUGAAAUGACCUGUAAUUAAACAAAAUUUGUAAAUCAGUUUGAGAAUUUAUAUUUCAUUGAUCAAGAUCCUGUACAGUUAGUUAACUUGUCUCUGCCAUGAGCAGUAUUUGACCCUUUUAUUUGUAUUUUUAAUCCUAGAAGCAGUAUAGUGGAAGAAAAUGUAGACUAUUCUGGAAUGUUCAUUUUUUCAUUUCAAUUUCAGUAUUUGUAAAAAUGUUUCAUGUUUGUAUAAGAACUCUUUUUAAGGCAACAACUUUUAUAAGCAACAAGAUAACUAUGUAGCUUAGCACUGUAGAAAUGCUAUUAUAGUUAUUUUUCCCUGGCUGUGUGUGGCUAAGUAGUAAGGCACCUGGGGGAAGAUAAGAGCUAUCCUUCUGCCCCCCUCACCUCUGGCCAGGCUCUUUGGGAUAAAACCAGACGCAACAUUAAAACAUGUCUGUCUUCUUCUAAAUUGCUAGAGGGGCUCCAAUUAUUUGCCCUGAGGUAAGUUCACAUAUAAUGGGGAACAUCCAAGCUAAUAUUUGUGUGAACAUUCUGUUUGUGCAGGCUGGGGAGAGCGGCAACCUUUGCUUACCCUCUCAAGGUUUUUGGUGGGUGGGGAGAGAAAUCAUCCUUGUAAAAGCAGAAAUAUUCCAUUUUUGCAAAUACUUGUGUGGAUACUACCCAUUGUAUAAGGUACUUAUGGAGUGUUGAGCUAUAUGUGUUAACAUGCUUAUGCUUCAAUGUUCUGUAAACCUGUUUUAUAAAACAAAGCAAACAGUCACUGCCGUGUGUAGGUCUGUUUCUCCAAACCAUGUUUGGAUGAUACUAAGAAACAAAACCACCAAAAGCUCCAGUACAGUUUCUCAGUUGUGUAUUCAUUAAGGUCAAAAGUGGUUAAGAUUUUAAGGAAAGCAAGCAUAAAGCAAUCCUAAUUUUACCUAGUGAGCCGGUAUUUGUGAAUAAGCUCAAAUGAAAACUGACAGUAAAAAGGCAAAUUCCAUAGGGCUUAUAAACAAGCCAUGAUACUGACAGUACUAUUUAAAAAUGUCAGGUGUGGCUGCAUUUAGAAUUUGUGAAUAGUUGUUUGUGUGACCAUAUUGCAGAGAUAUGACACAUCCUUUCAUUCACCUUUAGACAGUAGGCAGUUUCUAGAUUAAAUCAUGAAUAAUUUAAGAUUGGGUACUGCCCUACAUGCCUUGGUUUUUUUGGAUGGUACAGUUAAAGACCACACACAAAAUCCCAUUCUUGGGCAGUUACAUACGAGUCCCAUAUUUUAAGGCUAGGCUUUAUACUAGCAUCCUGGACCUAGCCAUCUUCUCACAAAGGAUUUUGUUCUUGAAAGAUUAAAUCUUAUCAGUAUUUAUUUGAAAAUCAGUGAGAAGGAAAUCCUACUUGGCAGACAAACUUGUGUACUGGAUUUGAAGUAGAAAGGUUUUGUUGGAUUUGCCUGUGUGUGUGUGUGCGCACACAUGCGCGCGUGUGCAUUUACACAGUUUUCUUGACCCAUAAAUAAUUCCUUUAAUGUUAAGGAUCAUAGCUUAAACAGUAUUUACAUAGCUCCACCAUGCAUACAGAGCUUUACUGUCAAAUAUUUAAACAUUUCACUACUAUAAACUUGUGAACAUUUAACAAACUCUUGCCUGACUUAAGCUGAUGUUAAACCCUCAAAUAAAACUACUUUUGUAUUAA